Molecule: messenger RNA, 5219 nt
Organism: Acinonyx jubatus (cheetah)
Lineage: Eukaryota; Metazoa; Chordata; Mammalia; Carnivora; Felidae
Exons: 2
Coding region: 233-1003 (256 amino acids)
Source: RefSeq, a predicted model, not a curated record
UCUUGGGUGUGUCUCUAGUAGACUCCGCCCCGGGCAGGUGCCAUCACCCCGGGUCCCGAAGGCCCUCCUCGCUCCAGGCUGCCGCUGGGAGGUGGGUGCGUGAGCACCGAGUAGGGACGGGAGCCGGGGGCCGGCGCCAGAAGACCGACGGCCAGUGCCCAGCUCGACCUCGCUGCGCGCUCUCAUCUCUUCCUCUCCGGGAAAAGCUCCCCGCGGCCUCUCAAGUCCUCAAAUGGACCACAAGGCUCUAGUGCCCGAGGGGAGGAAGAAGGCGACGGUGUCCCCGAGAGCCGGUCGCACACGCGCGCUCUCACCAGCUCGGCUCGCAGCCCGGCCAGGGUGCUCUAGACGCUCGGGUCUCUGCUCCUUCUGCGCCUCCGCUUCCGCCUCCGCCGGGGGGCGCCGGGAGCCCCCUCGCGGCACAGCCAGCUGGAAGGCGCCCGCCAGCCGCCGCCUGAGGUCUUCCGGCAGCCGGCAUGGGGGCGACGGGGGCCUCCUCCUGGCCGUCCGUGCGCUUGCUGCCCCCGGGGGAGCCGCGCGUCGGGCAAGGGCCUCGGGGCCAAAGCCCAACACUGACUGGGACUCCGAGGGGUCCCCGGGAAGUCGCUUCUCUGCGGCUGCCGGAGUCCCCGGGGCCCAUUCCAGAGGCGGCGGGGCCCAUUCCAGGCAUGUAUUGCUAACCGUUGGUUUCCAAGUGCGAGAAUUAGGGCGGGUGAGGGCGGGGGCGGGGGUAACUAACAGAACCGACGGGACCGCUGGCAAGUGGGAGACGCCGCUGUCGCUCAGCCCCUCGGAGGCGCAGGCGCUUCCUUUCUCCCAGACUCAUCUCUGGCCUUCCUCCCAUUUUAGCGGCAAUCGGAGGAGGUGGUUCCCCGUAACUCCGCGAAGAGGUUGCAACUGGAUCACUUCUUGCUCCUUGGAGUGUCUAAAAGGAAGACUUGUAUCUCUCCAGACAGAGCAUGAGCUGGGGAGGUACAGAGACGGAGGGAGACAGAGUAUCUGAAGCUGACUCUACCGACAGCAGAGAGCUCGAUGUGGGGCCCAAACUCUUGAACUGUGAAAUCAUGACCUGAGCUGAAGUCGGACUCUCAGUCGACUGAGCCACCCAGAUGCCCUGAGAUUGCCCAGUUUUAUUCUGCAACUUAAAAUCCUAUCAGUGGUUGAAGUAAAACUUAACAUAAAUUAAAUCCAACUGAUUCCAGACAAGAAGUACAGUGCAUAAGAAAAGAGUUUUAUAUCGGAUGCACCUUUGCCAAUAAACGGUGAUCAAUUCUGGACCAUCAAAAGAAGCAGUUAUUGUUACUUAUACUCAUAUAAUGCUAAGGAGGAAAAGGUGCUAGUGAGAAAACAUCUCCCAGGAAUAAUCCAUGACUGCUACACCUUCAUAAUUCUACAGUAUGUGCAGAGAUUUCCCAUAUGGACUUGACAUGCCAAAGAAAAAUGCUGCUUGGUUUGGGAGAUAGUAUCUUGGAGAGAAAUGUAAUAGAGAGCUUUCUGGGGCUCAACAAAUUCAUCAUGUACUAACAAUUUCAGAUAACAUGAAAUGCUGCCCUCCAAGGAAAACCAUGAAGUAUUGCCAGUGAACUUAAAGUCUAAAAUAGGGAAUUGCCAAGUCUUGGGAUGAAACAUGUAAAUUUAUUUCUUCACCAUGAAGGUGGUUACUGGGAAAGCUAAAGGGAGAUGCUGGAGAAACUGACCAUGACUUUUGAUUGAUGGCUCCUGAUUUUCUCCCUCAUGAUUUAAAAUGGGUUGUUUUGUUUUGUUUUUGUUUUUAAAUUUUUUAAUGUUUAUCUUUCAGAGACAGAGCAUGAGCAGGGGAGGGGAAGAGAGAGAGGGAGACACAGAAUCCAAAGCAGGCUCCAGGCUUUGAGCUGUCAGCACAGAGCCUGACAUGGAGCUCAGACUUACGAACUGUGAGAUCAUGACCUGAGCCGAGGUCAGACACUAAUCCAACUGAGCCACUCAGGCACCCCUAAAAUGUUUUUUUUAAAGAAAAAUGGAAUAUAUGACAAAGACUUGGAAGAACAUAUUUGGUGGAAGAUUUAUUAUUUGCAUGGCCAAAAAAAUAAUGAGGGGACAGGGUGCUUGAAAGUGAAGUUUAUAGGUGACAAAAUUCUUUCAAUGAAAUUAUAAAACAGUACUCUAUGAAAGACAACUAAAUGAUGUAACAUAUAAGACUGAGCUACUUGAAGUUAAAGACCAGACAUUCAUUUUUAUAUCCCUUGUAUCUUAUAAAGCACUUGAACCAGGUAAAUGUUUGUAUCAGUGAGGAUUAGAUACCGCUGCAAAUAACAGAAAAAACAAAAAUAUCAAGACAUGACUUUAUUUCUAAGUUAUAAGAAAGAAGCCUGAAGAUGGACACUUGAGAGGUCACAUGAGAGCUCUGUAAAGUUAUCAUGGGUCCAAACUUGUCCAUCUCACUGCUCUACUAUCCUUAGCAUAACCCUUGUGCUCAUGGUCCAAGAUUACUGCUGGAGCACCAGCUAUCACAUCUACAUUCCAAGCAGCAAAAUGGAGGAAAAAGAAGUCUGGACUGCUUUUUUUUUUUUAAUGUUUAUUUAUUUUUGACAGAGAGAGAAACGGAGCAUGAGUGGGGGAGAGGCAUAGAGAGAGGGAAACACAGAAUCCAAAGCAGGCUUGCAGGCUCUGAGAUAUCAGCACAGAGCCCUAUGUGGGGCUCGAACUCACAGACCAUGAGAUCAUGACCUGAGCAGAAGUCAGACACUUAACCAACUGAGCCACUCAAGUGCCCCAGGCUGCUCCUUUUAAAGAAAUCUUUUAGGAACACUCACAUAUCACUGAGUAGAACAUAUUCACUUGGCCACACCUACAUGCAAGGGAGUUUGGGAAAUGUAAUGUUUUACCUGGGGCCAUGUGCCAAACUAAAGGAAAAGGGAAAGAUAUUGGGAAGUAGUUCUCAGUUUAGCAUGGAACUCAAUAUAGAUCUUUAUUCUAUAUCAAUAGGAAAGAGAAAAUUAUCAGAUCCAACUACAAUAAUAUUAAAAUAGUAACUAUGAUUUACUGAGCUAGAUGCUUUAGUUCAUCUUGGGCAAUGAACACCACAGCCAUGAGGCUAUAGAUACUAUUUAGCCUAAUUUUACAGAUAAGAAAACUGAGUUUCAGAGAAGUUGAGCAACUUGCUGAAGGUCACACAGCUAUGGAAAAGCCAUGAUAUAAACCAAGGUCUACCUGGUUCCAAAGUCUGUUCUGUAAAAAUCUUUGCUCCUUGAUAUGGUUCGUGUACCAGCAGCCUCGGAAUUACCUGGAAUCUUGUCCCCCCCCCCCCGCCGCCCCCGCCAAAAAAAAAAAAAAAAAAAAAAGCAAACAAAAAAUAGAAUUUUUGGACCCCACCCUAAACUGCCAAAUGCAAAUCUGCAAUUUAACAAGUUCCUGAGCUGUAAAUCUAUUAAAGUUGGACAAGCCUCAUUCCCUGCCAUUCUGCCAUAAAUAUAUCAGACCUCACUGAUAAUAAAGUUCGCCUUUAUUCUUUAGGGAAAGAAUUUCAGUCAGUUAUAUUUUAGUGUGAGUUUAUAUAAUAAUGUUAAUUCCUCACAUAGGAUUAGCAGAUAGGGGAAUAAUUUCCAAAUAACAUGGAAAUUACAUUAGUUCAAAUAUGAUUCCUUUCCCCAGCACAUUAACUUUUUGCCCCCAUCAAGUUAAUGCAAAGCAAUUAACACAGUUGAGCACCUAGCCACAGAAAGCACAAGACUGUACAUCACUCCCAAUCACUUCAAGUCAGUACUUGGCUCAGUUUAGCCACAUGCUGUGUCUCUAAAGUGCUUACUGCUGGAGUUUCCUUUAUCUCUGUGCAUUUUGUCCUUGCCUCUUAACUUAGCAGCUCCCACCUUCCCUUUCACCCCUUCCAUCAAGUCACCUUCCCCUUCUUUUUAGGAAAAGUACUCUAUUUACUAUGUUACGUCUUUGAUGAAUGGUAACUUAGUAUGUCUUUUUUAAGUUUGCAAGGAUUUUUCAUUAAGAUGUUAACAUUUUUGAUAGUUGUAUAGGAGUUAAGGGACCUACCCAGCUUAAUUUUCUUCCAGUUCGCCCUAUUAUUUUUAGUAAGCAGUUUUGCUAAAUGAAAGGAACAAAGUAUAUCAUGUUACAACAACACAAAUGCCCACAUUCUGCAAUGAUUAGAGAGGUUCAGAAGAAACACUAUCCAUCUACUUUUGGAUAAAUACCCAUUAUUCUCAAAGGUGCAGCACAAUGCACAGAAGAGAUGAUGGGCUUGAAGACAGAAGAAAUGCAUUAAAAUAGUCACUGACAAAAAUCCCCAGCUAAAGGGUUAAAACUGCUCUCAGCAUUGAAAUGCAGUUAGUAUGAUGAAAGUUUCUGAGACAAGUCCAAGUGAUUAACAUAGGCCCCUACCCAGCUUCUGCUUUUGCAGCUUCACCUGGUCUCAACCUCAGUUCUUGACAAACUCACAGUCUCACCUGGCCCACAGACCUACAGCAUCCCUGGGCCUGCUCUGGCCUCUGGUGAUUUUUCUUUACUGACCCCUACCUGUCUGAUCAGACCUUUUGUACACUUGGACAGAGAGAUUUGCAGCCCCUCUCCAGUGUAUGAUACUGACUCAAACCCAUAUGCUCAAAGCAUGGGGCUGUGAAUGAAAUCUACCAUUUCUGUGGCUCACAAAGCUCUCUCUCACACACACUCCAUUACCCAGUCAUUUACUUAAUAUCUCAGCACAUUAAGAAUUAAUAUUUCCAUGUUUUGUCCUCAAUCUUAUAUAAUUUCUUAUGUCUUCUUAUAUAAUUUCUAUGUCUCUUUAUAAUAUUUUUGACUAUGGUUGUCCUUAAAAUGCAUUCCUGCUUUGAUCAAAAUAUUAAAGUCCCUUCUAUUUUUAAAUGUUUUUAAGCUUAUUUAUUUUGAGAGAGAGGGAGAAAGAGAGCGUGCACACACAGUGGGAAAAGGGUAGAGAGGAAAGACAGAAUCCCAAGCAGGCUCCGCACCAUUAGCACAGAACCGGAGGCAGGGCUCAAAUUCACAAACCAAGUGAUCCUGACCUGAGCCAAGAUCAAGAGGCAGACACUUAACCAACUGUGCCACCCAGGUGCCCCUCCAGUCCCUUUUAAAGAUAAAAUGGAUAUUGUUGACAUUAGAGGAAAAGCCAGAAUAUACGAUUGUUUUCCCAGUUACUUUCUGUCCAUUUCUCUGCUUAGUCCAGAAUCUUAACGAGGCUAUUCACUCUAGAUUUUCUUAAAUAAAGUUUAGAAGUU